CGGACAGAAGAGCUUGAGGCAGCUUGAGAAAGAAAGAAAGCGCAUGCUACCCGUGGUCAGGCGGGGAUUCUUCUGAGAGAGACAGGGGAGGGCGGAGCGCUCUAUCAAAGUCAACUGGCAACGAGGAAGUGUUUUGGAAAGCCAUACCUUCCCUGGCACAUAAGAUAUUAAAUAUACGCCCUGGGAGAGAGAGAAAAAUCACAAACGUUGGUGAGGGAAAAGAAGCUGAAGCAACACAGCGGAGACGGGAGCUCCAAGGAAACGCUACGGUCACAACCGUGGUGUUAUGAAGGCGCAGCCAGUGUCUUGGGCAUUCGCCCCAUUCCACCAGCAGUCAGUUACGCGACCUGAUUUACCAACCCUUUGCCUCUCUGAGCCUCAGUUUCUCCGUCUUCAGAAUGGAGGGUUGGAGCCAAUAAGCCCCUAUCUCUGAUUCUCGUGAUUCAGACAACGCCCGAGUCAACGCAGGGAGGAAGCCUAGAGGCCCGACCUGGUCAUGUCUGGUUUCUUAAGAGUGCCACUUGCCUGAUCACAGAGAAUCCUCAGGACUGCGGGGAUGAGUCAUCCUGUGCAAAAGAGCUGGACCCCCCAGAAUGCACGGAAGGUAGGCUCUGCUCCAGCUUCCCACCAGCUCCUUGUCCCCCUGGAACUUUCCUCUCCGGAGCUGGUCACCACAACACCUCCUUCUGUGACCUCUGCCCUCCUGGGUUCUUCAACCCCUGGCCUGGCCAGGACGCCUGUUUCCCCUGUGGCUCAGAGGCCAGCCAGCCAGAGAAGGGCAAGGACACCUGUAUCUGCCAUGGACCUGGGCGAGUGUUCCAGCCCAGUGACAGUCGGUGCCCCUGCCUCCCAGGCUACCAAGACAUUGGCAAGCCCAUGGGUUGUGUCCAGCGGGAACACAAAAGCUGCAAAGACGGGGCCACUUGGAACCAGGAGGGGCUAUGUUUGACCAAAGAUCAAUGGGAUGACCACUGUGCUAAUGAGGUGUGUGCUAUACCAGGAGACGCCCGGGGCUAUGACCCACACCUAGGGCUCUGCCUGUGCUGGGGACAAUACUCAAGUGACAUGUGUGGACCCCUGUGCCCAAGAGAACAGAAACAUGCCCUGCAACUCAGCUGCCCUGGUGGCAUCCCACAGCUUUCCAUCACUGAAGACACCGGGGUCCAGGAUUUUUACCUGCUGGACAGGCCUUCUUCACCACGUGCUGUGGGCCAUCCCUGCAACUUGGACCAGGGGCAGAAGUCUGUCCCUCUGUACGUGGUCAAGGUAGAUGAGCUUGGCUUCUUGGGGCUGACCAGACCAGGUCACGAGCUUCUUCAGCCACUGGCUUUGCCCCUUACCAAUUUUGGGCGUCCAGACCAGGGUGCAGGAAAGAUGAAGGAAGGACAUCUGACCUCCCACUGGUCACUGAACCGCAACUCCACACACCCUGAGGAUCUGCCGCCUCCAGAGCCAGGCAUCCGAAACCCCACUGUCUGCCUCCAAACCAAUGACACGCUGGCCUUCGUGGUGACCCGGGAACAUUACCCGGAAUAUGACGUGGGCCACUUCUACAACACACUGGAGCAGUUUGACUGGGGGCGCUUUCGGGCCCUGGCUGAGGAAUCCCCACUCUCUGAGCAGGGCCCCCACCUCUUUCUGCAGCAGUUCCAGCUGCCUGGGGUCUAUAUUUUUCAUCUGAGCAGCAACCGGCAUCGGAAGAUGUACCUCCGCACUCUUCCACCCGGGGGCCAGUGCUUUGGGGACGGGCCCUUUGCCUCCACAACCCCCAGGUAUCUCAUCCAGACUGGCAUCGCCAAGAUCCCCAGCCCCAUGAAGAGGUCUGCCUGGCCAGAAGUCCUGGGGGAGAUUGUGCUGCUCCUGGGCCUCUGCCUGUUUUUGUUGCUUCAGUGUCACAGCCUCAGCUGGGCGCGGAAGGCCGCCCCUCAUCCCACCUACAGAAACCAUCAGCAAGGAUACAACCUGGAUGCAUACACGUCCCCAAGAACUGGGGUGCUGUCAGUGAGGAGAGGCCAAUCUCAACAAGAUUCCGAUGCUCCCAGAGAUGAGGGAGGUCAUGGUGGGAGUUGGGAGGCUGAGAAACCGGUAGACCUCGAGUGGUUUGACACAGAAGCCUUCUUUGGGAUCCUGCUCCGGCAGUCUCUGACAGUGACAGCCAAACUCAGCCAGAACAAGGAGGAGCUCAAACUCUUCUACCUCAAACUUCUGGGUGAAGCUCGUUCCCUGAAGCAGCUGUGGGGUGCUCAGCAUGGAACCACAGCCUCCACUAACCAGCACCUGCGGAGCACACAGAAGGGACAGCAAGAGGUUGCUGAGGCUGCUGCCAGGGCAGCAGAGGAAGAGGCCAGGCGGAGGGCGCACCUGGCGGCUGAGUACACAGCAAGCCUUAGCCAUCAGCUGAAGGUCCUUCAGCAAGACCUCCGGGCCAGGCAGGAGCAGUGGGCCACCUUCUGCUCAGCACUGAUGCAGGCUAAGCGGCUGCUGAAGGCACAGACAGGCUCCGGGCCACGGACGUCCUCCCGGGAUGGGCAGAAUCCUGAAGGUGUGAUUCCCCAGAUGGACACCGUGCUGGCCCACCUGUCCCAGGCCUUGCUGCAGGAGGGCCACCGCCUAAAAGCCUGGGGCUUCCUAGGCACCGGCACUGGGGCAGAGCUGCUGAGGCCAGACUUGGCAGACCCUCGAGAGGGCGCCGAUGACAUCAGAAUGAAUCCAAUCACCAUGCUGCUGGUCCCCGGCCCCAACUGCGCCAUGCUUGCAGCCAGUGGCCACGCAGGGCCCAUACCUCCUGGCUACUUCAUCCACCCUGACACUGGGCAUGUCCUGCCCGAGGCUGGACACCUGGGAUACGACCUGCUGAGUGCUACCUUGGUGCCUACUACUGACUCUAAUACUGGUAGCAUCCGAACAUCAGAAGCUGCCGUCCUCCCCUACGUGCCCUACCCAACUUGUUCCGACACAGCUUCUCUUCCAGCCACGGUCCUGCCCGUCCUGCAGCCACAGAGAACGUCCCAGCUGGGGGCUCUCAUGACCGAUCCUGUAACAGGCAUCGAGGUGCCUGUGCUGGCUGUCACUCUGCACCCCCAAACGAGGCAGUGGCUCACUCUUGGAGGAACAUACUGUAAUCCUCUCACCAAAACACUGGCCCCCCUGGAGUUGGGAGGCCCGAUGGAGGACCCAGUCACAGGCGGUGUCGCACCGAUCCUUGGGGUUGGAUUGGACGAAAACACAGGUCAGGUGCGUGCACUGGUGGGUCUGCGAGAUGCUGCCGGGAACCUUCUGCUGCCUGGCGACACCUUUGUGGAGCCACUGAGCGGGAAGACAGUCCGGCUCCAAGGGGCUUCCCAACAGGAGGGCCGGACAUUGCCCUGUACGGGAGGGUCGCAGGCCCUGCUGGAUGUCAAUGUGCUGAUGGCCCAGAGAAGAGUGAUUGCAGUGCUCCAGCAGUGGCAGGAGAACCCGGAGUGGAGGGCACAGGGGCCCCUAGAGGCUGCCAUCAAGGACAUGAGGCAGGCGCUGGCCUUGAGUCUGCACCAUAUCCUGCAGCAGGCUCGGAGACUGGCCAGACAGCUGGAGGCAGCACGUGGCAUCGAAGCCAGUGGUGGCAGGAUGGGAAUAAUGUGCUAUCCUGGGACAGAGGUGUGGAUCCCAGCCCUGUACGGGUUGGAGAUCCCAGACCCUCAGGGCUCAGGACUCAUGGUGCCCAUCCUGGGUAUGCAGCAAGAUGGGAAUUCUGGUAAUGCCACGCCCCUGGCAGGCUCAAUGGAAGAUGCCGAUGGUAAAGGUCUUGUCCCAAUCUCCAUUGGGUCUCAAGCCAUAGACCCCUUGACCAGGGAGCAUGGUCCUGUCAUUGGUGCUCAAGUGGAUCCCCUUGGCAGUGUGGUGGUACCCGUGGUACAGGUGCUAGAGGCCUUGCCUCGAGGAACGAGAGACCCUGGUCUGUGGGACCUCCUGGAGCGGGAGCUGAGAGCCCGACAGCAGUACUGGCACCACCAGGAGCAGGAGGAAGAACGCCUAGUGGAGUACCUAGGGCACCUGGGCCAGGAACUCCACACUCCAGGCAACAACAUCAGGCUUCAGCUGAAGGCUGCCAAGGAGGCCUGUGCAGCCCUGGAGAGCUGCUGCCUGCAAGAGACACAGCGGAGAGCCAGCAUUCUGAGCAUGCUCAGCAGCCCAGAGCGGGGCCUGCUCUCUCAAGCAGACAGAGAAGAGUGGGAAGAGGAGGCACAGGUGGCGCUGGGCAUGCAGAAGGUCCUGCAGAGUUUAGAGCAAGCAGUGGAAAAGCUCAGGCAAGCGUCUCUCAGGCUACAGGGCCAGGAGGAGGAGAUGCGGCUGCAGCAGGGUAGGAAUCAGAACCCACAAGUCUGGAACUGGCCCAGGAAGGUAGUCCAGCAUCUUUCUGAUGAGUUUCAGAAGAUGGUGAGAGACAGACAGAAGGUCCUGGACAGGGCCCGUGGUCAGUUACAGUUCCAACGGGAGCUGAGCCGUCUCCAGCUUUUACACACGCAGAUUAUUGCCUCGGGAAUCCCUGUAUGUUUGGAGAAUUAUCCUGGAGACAGAUUCUAUGGAAGAGUCACUACUUCUUUCAGGGACCAGGCUGCUGCCUGCCCCAUGUUAAUCCCAUUUCUGAAAAACCUCACUGCAGUGCUUGAAGAACAUCAAGAACACAGCAGAGGGCUGGAGGAUCAAAAGCUAAGAGCAGACACAAAAAGCUUUUUGCAGGAUCUUCUAAAACCUCAAACAAUGCAGAAGAAAGAGCUAAUAAUUGUGCCAACCACAGACCUUUCUGCCAGGGAGUUUGUGGUUUACCAGUACGGCCUCUCUGUCCUGCAUCUCCUCAUCCCCCAGCUUCAUGCUCCAGAAAUCACUCUGCAGAUUGCUUCUCAUCUCCCCACCACAGAAGCCUCAGGCAAUGCCUUCCAAGAUUCCUUCUUCUAUCAGAGUGCUGAAAAUACACUGUUUGUUGAUAGAGAGUGUUUGGCGUCUGUGGGAAGCUUUGUUCUCUUAUUGAUCCACUGCCUGGCCCACAUUGCUGCUGGAGACCUCGGCCAGGACUCCAACCCCACCUUUCUGAGAUCAUUUUAUGAGGGACUAAAGGCCUAUUUCAGGGACGCAUUCUCUACCACGCUGCAAAUGUCAGCAGUUUCCUGGGAUAGCAAGCUUGACCAAAGCAUAAGUGCUAUUCUGCUGGCAGAGCACCCCAUUUCUGAAAGAGAUAAAGAUAUUCUCUCUAAACUCAUUGAAAGGAAGCAUGAGUGUCAUUUAGAGCCAGAGUCAUCAGAAGAGUAUAUUAAGAGAAACAAAGAUCUUCUCCUUUUCACCAAUAUGGAACAUUUCCUGAAAAGCAUCCUUGCUUCAGAACAACAAAUUCUAAAAUUAUCAAGAGAUCAGUUUGGGAGUGAAGACAAGCACGGUGAACGGUCUUAAACACUGAGAUCAAGACCAGAAAUUGGCAACUGAAAGAGAUAACUGAGCACUGACUGCGGCUCUGGCCUCUAGUCCACUUCAUUCAAAAUCAUCACCAUGGACAGGAUAAAAUUUAAUUUUCAAACUUUAUUAAAGAAUACUACAUCUUUAAAAGUGAGCAGAUUGUAAAUGUACCACCUAAUUGAAUUUUCCAAUGUGUCCAAUCCCAUGUAACCCAAACCAAGAAAUAAACAACUUCGAGAAGAACUUCGA
This is a messenger RNA of Chinchilla lanigera (long-tailed chinchilla), 5676 nucleotides long. RefSeq lists its product as uncharacterized. The record is from RefSeq and is a predicted model, not a curated record. NCBI's taxonomy places the organism in Eukaryota, Metazoa, Chordata, Mammalia, Rodentia, Chinchillidae. The coding region runs from base 877 to 5424 and encodes 1515 amino acids. The transcript is spliced from 31 exons.